Messenger RNA from Juglans regia (Persian walnut), 2379 nucleotides. RefSeq lists its product as uncharacterized. The record is from RefSeq and is a predicted model, not a curated record. Lineage: Eukaryota; Viridiplantae; Streptophyta; Magnoliopsida; Fagales; Juglandaceae. Gene Ontology annotation, molecular function: protein binding. Bases 1 to 2379 code for a protein of 792 amino acids. The transcript is spliced from 8 exons.
AUGGCAGGAGAAGGGGGUCAAAUUAAAGAAGAAGGGCAGACAAUUUGUACCACAGAGCUAAUGACGAAGGAAAAGGAGGACAUGAUGAAGAAAGAGUUGUUCACAAUGGCCAUGAAUGGCCAAUGGGAUCAAAUUGUGGAGGCAUAUACGCGUGAAGCACGUGCUCACGUGAUGAGGAUCACCAAGGCAGGGGACACAGCUUUACACAUAGCUAUCUCUCAGGGGAAUGAACAGAAAGUCAAAGACCUUGUACAACAAAUUACAAAUCCACAAGUACGAAGCAAAGUCAAAGAGGCUCUUGAAAUUAAAAACGAUAGAGGGAAUACCCCACUCCAUAUUGCUGCAUCAAAGGGGAAUGUGAGCAUGUGUAAAUGCAUUGCAAACGUUCAUCAACAGUCCGUGGGUGUUCCUAAUGGGGACGGGGAGACCCCUUUUUUCUUAUCAGUGCUCCAUGGUAAAAGAGAAGCCUUCUUCUGUCUACACGAUAUCUGUGGCGUCGAGAACGGCUAUAAAUAUUCCAGGAGGAAAGACGGUGACACCAUUCUUCAUUGUGCCAUCGCUAGAGACUACUUUGAUUUGGCAUUUCAAAUAACUCACUCGUAUCAGAAUCUGGUAAACUAUAAGAAUGAGCAAGGAUUCACUCCUCUCCAUGUACUAGCCAGCAAGCCUUCGGCUUUCAGAAGCGGCAGCCUACUUCGAGGAUACAACAGAAUAAUUUAUCACUGCAUAUUUGUGGAUAAUCUCCAGGUGGAAACUUCAUCUCAUCACCAAACAAAGGGAACAAAAGGACCCGUUGACAAGAAGGAUCUGGAUGUUCCAGAGAACUACAGAACGUGCACAAACUUCUUCAAAUUGUUUUGGGAUAUUAUUAAAGCUGUCACAUUCCAAUUAAGAUGGAAUGGGGAGCAAACAGACGCAGAGAACCCGGAAGGACAUCCAGGGCAUCAAUUAGUUCCAGCUAAUUAUAGAACCUGCUUUGAAUUUGCCAAGCUUGCAUCCCUGGGAAUGCUGAUCAGUCUUGGAUUUGGAUUUAACACAAUAAGAAAGAUAGAGCAAAAGAAACAGAAGCACAAAUGGGCCGUUCAAGUCUUGCAUGCUCUUCUAACUCGUACUUCAGCAUACGAAUAUCAUGCUGGGGCGGAACCCAAGCAAGAAAUUAUAUCCAAACAAGAGGGAGACACAUUGCCUUACGCAGUUAUGUCGGGUUGCGUCACCCUUCACAACGUCACAGAAUUACCAACGACAAGUAACGAGAAGGAAAAAAGGGCUCCUGGAAUGGAAGUGGAACCGACUGAUAUUGCAGGAAAAAUUCUUGCACUUCUUCGGGAUGCAGGCUCCACACACUACCUAGAUCAUGAUCAGAAGAAGAAUACGACGCACUCCGUAGAUGGGAAGGAAAAAACACCAGAUCAAACUACGAAGGAAAACCCAAUUACAGAAAUAGCAAAGAAGCUGGACACUCCCAUAUUGAUUGCAGCUAAAAAUGGCAUCACUGAAAUUGUUGAUGAAAUCCUCAAGUAUUUUCCGGUCGCCAUCGACGACUUGAAUGUAGACAAGAAGAACAUAGUGCUGUUGGCGGUGGAGAACCGGCAACCAAAUGUAUAUCAACUCUUGCUAACAAGAAAAGAUCUUCAGAAAGAGAGUGUGUUUGGGCAAGUGGAUAACGAAGGGAAUAGUGCCCAGCAUCUUGCGGCAAGGCUUGGAGACUACAAGCCUUGGCGAAUUCCUGGAGCAGCUUUGCAAAUGCAAUGGGAAAACAAGUGGCAUGAGUAUGUCAAGAAUUCUAUGCCCCUCAACUUCUUCCCUCGCCAUAACAAUCAGGGCGAGACCCCAAGGGAUUUAUUCACCAAAACCCACAAGGACCUUGUCAAAAAUGGAAGUGAGUGGCUAACCAACACAUCUCAAUCCUGCUCUGUCGUCGCUGCACUUAUUGCCACCGUGGCCUUCGCCAGCGCCAACACUAUACCUGGAGGCUUCAACGAGGAUACUGGCAUUCCAGUGCUCCAAAACAAGCCUGGAUUUGACCUAUUCGCCAUCUCAUCACUUGUUGCGCUCUGCUUCUCGCUCACAGCCUUGGUCAUGUUCCUCGCCAUCUUAACAUCACGAUACGAAGAAACAGAUUUUGGCAAGCACUUGCCGAGGAAACUCUUGCUAGGGUUAACAUCUUUGUUCGUGUCCAUAGCAGCAAUGCUGCUUUCAUUCUGUGGGGGCCACUUCUUUGUGCUAAAGGAGGAACUGAAAUUUGCAGCAUUUCCAGUUUAUGCAGUGACAUGCUUGCCGGUAACGUUUUUUGCUGCGGCACAAUUUCCGCUAUAUUUUGAUCUUUUGCGUGCUACCUUUUCGAAGGUGCCACAACGAAGCUCCAAGAUCGUUCACUGA